Messenger RNA from Populus nigra (black poplar), 2134 nucleotides. RefSeq names its product CBL-interacting serine/threonine-protein kinase 5-like. The record is from RefSeq and is a predicted model, not a curated record. The transcript has a single exon. Lineage: Eukaryota; Viridiplantae; Streptophyta; Magnoliopsida; Malpighiales; Salicaceae. Gene Ontology annotation, biological process: signal transduction; protein phosphorylation. The coding region runs from base 564 to 1946 and encodes 460 amino acids. Gene Ontology annotation, molecular function: protein kinase activity; ATP binding.
GUCCUUAUAUUGCCAUCCCUGCAUCUAUACCGACAUUCAAUUGCUUAGACUAGAAGGUUCACUAAGGAGACGAAUCAAUAUAAUAUGGUCGACAUCACUUCCAUGCUUCCAGCCUCUUAUUGGCCAUAAAUUUUCUCUGUAGAUGUAGAUUCCCUAAUCUUUCACUGUCUCCGGCUCUCCCUCUGGACCCAUGAGCCAUGUCCUCCAAUGGUCACUUCACAAUCUUAUUUCUAUCCACUCAUUAGAUGCCUCAUUGGCUUCCCCACGAAACCAUUUUUCCCACCAAAUUCCUCUCAUUUUACUCCCAUCCUGUAAUCACCCAAUGUUUUCGGUCAUGAUGCCAAUCUUUUCCCCACAAAUCUUAUUUAUCCUAAUUAAUCCUAUGGCCAAAGCAGCAAGAUGAUUGAAUAUGGUCUCAUUGAAUUAUUAUCAGGGAAGAUCUUCUUGCUCCUUUUAAUUCCUGUAACCAUCUUCAUUAUCUCUUCUCUCUUUUUUCUUGAAUUACUCUAGUAUAAUAGAGGGAAGAAAAAUUUCACCUUUGCAUAUACCUGUUAGAGUCUUAUAUGAUGGAAACAGAGCAAGUGGCAGAUGAAGAUUGCCAUGUCAAUAAUGGUGCAAGAAAGAUUCUCUUGGGAAAGUACGAGAUGGGGAGGUUGUUAGGACAAGGAACGUUUGCUAAGGUCUACAGAGGGAAGAAUCUUGUGACACAAGAAAAUGUUGCAAUCAAAGUGUUGCACAAGGAUCAGGUCAAGAGGACAGGAUUAAUGGAGCAAAUCAAGAGAGAAAUCUCAAUUAUGCAUCUUGUGAAACAUCCAAAUAUAGUGGAGUUGAAAGAAGUGAUGGCUACCAAAUCAAAGGUGUUCUUUGUAAUGGAGUUUGUGAAAGGUGGUGAGUUAUUUGCCAAAAUCAAGAAGGGAGGGCUGGAGGAAGAUCUUGCAAGAAAAUAUUUCCAACAGUUGAUUUGUGCAGUUGAUUAUUGUCAUAGUCGUGGCGUUUCUCAUCGUGAUUUAAAGCCCGAAAACUUGCUUUUGGAUGACAAAGAAGACUUGAAAGUGUCCGAUUUCGGGUUUUCUGCUUUGCCUGAGCAGAAAUGGAACGAUGGUUUGCUGCACACACGGUGUGGCACCCCUGCAUAUGUGGCUCCAGAGGUUCUAAGAAAGAAGGGUUAUGAUGGUGCUAAAGCUGAUACCUGGUCUUGUGGAGUUAUUCUAUUCGUGCUGCUUUCAGGGCACUUGCCAUUUCGCAAUGAGAACGCCAUGAAGAUGUAUGUGAAGAUUUUAAAGGCUGAAUAUGAGUUCCCACCGUGGAUUUCAAGGGAUGCCAAGAGGUUGAUUUCCAAUCUUCUUGUUGUGGACCCUGAGAAGAGAAUUACAAUCCCUGAGAUCAGGGCAAAUGGUUGGUUCCAAAAAGGUCUUGCUCAAUCUACUGUAUCUCCUAAUGAUUUAGAAGAUACUGAAAACGGAUUUAGAAGUGAAGAUCAAGAGGAUUUUCCGGGAAAAACCGGAUCAAAGCAUUCGCCGCCUUUUUAUAAUGCUUUUGAACUCAUAUCUUCAAUGUCAUCAGGAUUUGAUUUAUCAAGUUUGUUUGAGACCAAGAGAAGAAAGGGUUCAGUGUUCACUUCAAAAUGUCCAGCAUCAAUGAUCCUAUCAACGUUGAAGUCCGUGGCAAAGAAGUUGAACUUUAGAGUGGCAGUGAGUGAUACAGAAUUUAAGGUGAAAUUGCUAGGAAAAGAGGAGGGACGGAAGGGGAAACUGGCGGUGACAGCAGAGGUGUUUGAGUUGGCUGCCGAGCUUGUGGUGGUCGAGUUAUCCAAGUGCUCCGGUGACACUUUUGAGUACACCAAAUUCUGUGAAGAAGAUGUCAGGCCUGCCCUAAAAGAUAUAGUUUGGAGUUGGCAAGGUGAUAAUAUUGAUUCUCAUGAAGGCCAAGUAGGGACAAGUAAUUAGGAUGGUUAAUGCUCGUUAAUUGACAAAAGACCUCAAGAUUAGAACUCUUAACGGUCGCAAGUUUUACAUAUUUGCUUGUUUUAGGCUUUAUAAUUGUGUGUUGUGUAAUGUUAUUAAUUCGAAUAUACAGGCAUGUAAUUUGUCUACACAAGAGAUUAGUAGAGAGGAUUGGUGAUUUUCCCAGGUCA